Molecule: messenger RNA, 3147 nt
Organism: Pseudophryne corroboree (corroboree frog)
Lineage: Eukaryota; Metazoa; Chordata; Amphibia; Anura; Myobatrachidae
Exons: 3
Coding region: 525-1880 (451 amino acids)
Source: RefSeq, a predicted model, not a curated record
CGGCACUUCUUCUUUCAGCAGAGCAGCAGCGCUGGUUUCGCGCCCGGUAGUUUCGUACUAGACGUUAUGAAGUUGGCCGGGAAGUCCUAACAAUAGCCUGAACUGUUUUUUCGGCAAAGAGCCAUAUUACAUAAACAUUGUUCUUAAAAAAAAAAUCAGGCGCUAUUAGGGCAGCCCAACAAAACACAGUCUUUCCCAAACAAGACCCAGAAGUGGCGGCCGGGUAAUUUGAAUCACAGACGUCUGGACUUAUGCGUACUGGCGGAAACGCUGAGUGCUGGUCACAUGACAUUAAUGAUCCUGAUUCGGCCAUUUUUUGAAAGGGCAAAUCUAGACGUAAAAUAAAGCCCUGCCAGAAGAAAGGCAGCUGUGUAAUGCUAAACUUCGGAAAAAGACUAUUUACAUACUGGAGGAGGAGACAGCAGAGAAAUAGACUGUGAGUCAAGUUGCAGGCUGGGUUAGUGUAUAAAGUAACCGUACUGUAUAGUGAGAAGACAGAUCAACUUACUGUACUCAUCAUCAUCAUGGCAUCUGCAGAAGACGGAAAAAACACCGGCAUGCAAAUGCAGUACGUCUUCAUAGGGAUUAUUGCCUUUGUUUCAACUUCAUUGCUUAUUGCGUCCAUCGUGCUUCUUACAAUUGGCUACAUGAAUCCUUUUGGUACUGUUGGACUCGGGAUUUUGGGAGGAGGCUGUAUUCUCUAUUUUUCUACCCUCCUAUUUUUCUGCAUGAGCAGUAUAUGGGUGAAAAACAAAUACUACACAGACAAAACUGACUUUGGAGACAAACAGGUGGGAGCACCCAGAGAGGAUAUAUCUCUCUUGAAACCAGCUUCAAAUGUGACCUUACCUGCAAAUCUUGAGAUUCGAUCCAUGAGCAUUCCAGUGGACAAUAAUAAUCCCGUCCCUUUGUAUUCAGUAUCCACAGUUUACUCUUCUGUUUCUUCUUGUUCAUCUCCUGUCCCUGAGAAAAUCAUGUUAUAUAACUGGCAUGGAGAUGACUCUGAUGUCUUCACAGCUUCUCUUACUACCAUGCAGGACAGUCAUAUAAAGUCACAGGAAAAACCACAAAUAAACCAAGGAUCUACUGAACUAGCCAGUUGUGAGUCUACUGGAUGGAACAAGGUAUACAUGGAAAAAAGGCACACUGAAGAUAUAGCUAUCCAUCACAACAAUGGAAAAUCUAUACCGGAUAUUCCCCGUCAGCGUAGACCUUUAGUGAUGGACACAGCAGAGGGAAUAACCCCUGCACAUUCUUGUAAUCCACAUGAAAAUGGUGACAAGCAGUUGGUAAAAAGCUACUUAGAUAUCCAAAUGAAAACGACAAAGGAAAAUAAUACCAGUACAAAUGCACAGAUUGGGAAAACCCUCCCUGGUGUGCCAACCUCAGUGACACCAUCCAAAUAUCACCAUCACCUAGCUGACAGGUCGAAGAAACCAGAAGAAGGGAAAGGAACAAAUCAUCUUCAAAUGUUAAAGAACAGUAGCCACGAGGUGGAGCCAGCAUUAGCAAACAGGGGUGUACACUUUGGUCAACAAAAUAUCCAAACAUCAAAUGGACAUGGUGCUCUCACUGCCAAAGGUGACGCUUCCAUUCAAGCUGCAACAAAAGAGAAUAAGCAGACAUUCCAGGGCACUACCAGUAAAGGUUUAUACACUGCGCUAGCAGCUAGUGCUGAAAGUGACAAAAAACACAAAUCUUCUGAAGCGUUCAGUCACGACAGAACAGCAAUACCUCUGCAGUACCUCUUACCAAAAAGUCAGCCUGACCAUUCAGCAAAAACACCAAUCUCCAGUCAGAUGACUGCAACAAGAGAUCCUAGUCAGGAGGUCAGAAUCGUGAAGAAGCAAGCCAAGCCUGGAACUAGAAUGGGCUAUUGAGGUCUGUCAUUUUGCAAAUGGUAUCAUUUCUGUUUGCAAGGUGUCAUUUGAUAAGUAAAUUAAUAUAUUUUAUGCUAACUUUGUACUGGUAUAGUGUCUACAAAGUGCACUUAAACAUUUCAAAAUGUCGCAGAAAAGACAAUUAUUUUCCAUUGUUUUGUAGCUUUGGGAAGCAGCUAUUUGGAUCUUUGCCUUGGGACAUGAAUGGAAUAGGAUAACACACUAAUGUUUUGUAUUUUUUGUUUUCUGUGAAUAUUAUGUGCUUCUUAUUUUUGGCAGGUAAAUGUAUAUUCUAUUCCAAAGAAUGUGUGCUGUGUGAGGUGGCAAGUGCUUACAUGCUUUCUUAUAGGACCACUGGCAACAACACUGAGAAAUAUGUGUAUAGGUAAAGAUGUUAGGAGUCCAUUACAGCCACAGUAUAACUGUUUUAGGUAAGAUAUUUCUUUUAUCACCAAUCUUCCUAUACGUAGCCUUAUUUCCUCUAGGAACAGUCUAGUGCUGCCAGAUAACAAGACAAUUACUUGUAAUGAGGUUAAUAAUUAGCUUACAUCAAAGGAAGUCAAAGUUUUAACUGUUGUCAUGGUAUGGAAAAUUUUACAUAUUCAUUUGUUAAUGCUGUCUUUAACCUGUGGUUUCAGUUUAAUAUAUGGAUAAGACAAAUAGAAAAGAUGGUCGUGUUACUUUCUCUUGUCAGCAGCUAGUGACCACAGUAAGUUAGCAGGUGAACCUACCAGGUCAGUUAUAUUAUAUUCCUCAAACAUUGGUUAAAGUUUUUUAUCCCUCUAAAGUUCAUUGACAUCAAGUCAAUAAGGGAAGAAGGGGGCGAGUUGCUGUUGCAACAGCCUAUAAAUACCGGAAAUGGCACCUGCUGAUUUAUAUCUGCAGUCCUAUUAUUAAGCUAUAGGCAAAAUGUGGCAAUUAAAAUAGCAUUUUUUUUAUUUUUAUUUCAGCUCCAUUUUGUUGCUGCACAUACUUAUUUCCUACAACAUUGUGGGCGGCCAGAAGCAGCAAUGUUUGUGAUUUCUGCCUUUCUAGUUGUGGCUAAUCCUCCUUUAUAUUUUGUUUACUCGAGCUGUCUAUGACAAUAUAAUAACUAUUUGAAUUGUGAAUGUGUUUUAUUGAAUAAAAGAAGAAUGUUGAUGCUAUCAUCAUACCUCCCAACAUUAGUGCCCCUUAAUACAGGAGCCUACGUACUCCUGCGCCCAAAAACAGGACGGAGCCUCUAGAAGAGGAGUGUAGCCUUGUGCCGCCACCCCCCCCCCCCCCC